This is a messenger RNA of Nelumbo nucifera (sacred lotus), 1388 nucleotides long. Its product is annotated as 1-aminocyclopropane-1-carboxylate oxidase homolog 4-like. Lineage: Eukaryota; Viridiplantae; Streptophyta; Magnoliopsida; Proteales; Nelumbonaceae. The record is from RefSeq and is a predicted model, not a curated record.
CAUAUACAUUCACUGUGCAUUAGGAGCAUCUACUGUGAAUAAUAACUUAUAAGCGUGUGAAGCGCGAGUGAGGGCGCCCUGUGUGAAGAGUAGAUCCAACCAAAUUUGGCUCAUGUAGAUAGAGAUAACUCAAUACUCUCUCUCUCUCUUAUAUUCAUGCUGGAAAUUAAAUAAUCAUUCGAAGGAGACUAUGGCAAUUAACGAUGCAAAGAUGCAGUACGAUCGAAUGAAAGAGGUAAAAGAGUUCGAUGAAUCCAAGAUUGGUGUUAAAGGCUUGGCCGACUCUGGCGUCUCUUACAUUCCUCGAUUCUUCGUGCACCCGUCCGAAAGUCUCACCGGGUUCAUCCCCUCUUCAGCAUCCAUUAACGCAGUCCCCGUCGUUAGUCUCUCUGGCAGUCAUUCCGACCGGAGGCGGGAAGUUGUCCGUGAAAUCCGAGAAGCCGCACGAACAUGGGGCUUCUUCCAAGUUAUAGAUCAUGGGAUCCAUGAACUGAUCCUCAACCAGACAAUUGCUGCCAUCAAGAGCUUCCAUGAACAGCCGGUGGAGAUCAAGAAGCAAUUUUAUAGACGAGACGAGAGAUGUAAUGUACUGUACGCACCCAAUCUGGACCUCACCCGUUCAAAGGCGGCAAGCUGGGGAGACACAAUUUACGUGCGGUUGGGAUCAAACCCAUCUGAACUCGAUCGGGUUCCGGCGGUAUGCCGUAAAGAGGUGGUGGCAUGGGCGGAGCACGUCAAAGAACUUGCUGAGACGCUAAUGGAGUUGCUGUGCGAGGGGUUGGGGGUGAGGCCGGGGAAAUUGAAGGAGUUAAGAUGCUUGGAAAGGAUGGCCGUGGUUGGUCACUAUUACCCCCACUGUCCACAACCUCAUCUGACCAUGGGGAUUCCAUCGCACACUGACCCAAGUGUUCUAUCAGUGUUGCUGCAGAACCAGAUUGAAGGAUUACAAGUUAGGCAUGGCGAAGACUGGGUGGGGGUGAAACCCUUGCCAGGUGCUUUGGUGAUUAAUAUAGGAGACUUUCUCCAGAUACUUUCCAACGACGAAUACAAGAGCUCAGUGCACCGGGUGAUAGGCAAUCGUUUCUGGGAGCCAAGAACCACUGUUGCCACUUUCUUCAAUGCUAGCCACAGAGACGACUCUGAGUACUACGGGCCGCUGGAGGAGCUACUGUCGCCUGAAAGACCUGCCGUUUAUCGUAAAUUUCUCAUCUCGGAGUUCAAAAACAAGUUCUUUAGCAAAGAAUUGGCUGACAACCAUUUGGUUGAUCAUUUCAAGUUAUAAAAGCCAGUAAUUUGUGUUCUUAAAGGAUAUUAUACUUUAGAGUACAUGGUAUUCAUGUAAAUUUUGAUGAAUGAUAUCUGAUAGUUUAUUAAUUGUACUUUUGUUA